AUAAUAUUUACGAUAUGCCGCGGAUGCUCAACUUUGUCAGAUCAGUGUGUGGUGCCCAGCUUCCUUGUCUGUCACCGGGCAUGUGUUAUGAUCCUUUGCUGAGACCUGAGGGUGCAGCAAUUUUCCACAUGUGCUGUUGUAAGGCUGUGUUUCUGGUUCUGUUUACCUGCACUAUAAAAUGUGGUAAGCUUGUUUCGUGCUAAGCAAGUCUCUCCAUUAAAACUUGUGGAGAGGCAUGACCAUAAUAUUCGUAAGAAAAUGGCUUGUUUAUUCAAUAAAGGUGAUUGCAUGAAUGGUGCGUUGAAAACGUGUGAUGCGUUUUCUGAACAAAGGAUGACACUUUUAUUGCCAGCUGGUUUCUGUUAAAAUUUCCGCGUGCUUUCUUACUGAUGGGCAGUUUCUGAAUCCAGCGGUUAGACAGGUAUCAUAUCGCAAUGAUAUAUCUGGAUUUCGUGAUGCAAGCAUUGUUGUCAUGACACUGUCAUCAUCAUACUUAGUGCAGCAUUUGGCUGUUUGUUGUUUUCUGUGAGUUUUUGCCAUGUGCAUACAUGUCCAGUUUAGAUUUCAGCCUGAACACGCCAGGACAUAAUUAUAUGACGCCCAUCCAUACAUGCAGCCAGGACGUUGGCAUGGAAGGGCACAGUUGACAAAGGGCCCCUGAUAGCCAAAGGGGAGAAAUAACCUAAAAAUCUGCGACAGUAAAGUACCAAAAAAGUCACUGAAUAGAGCCAUUCGUUUGUGAGGGCAUUUGGGCAUUGAGGGCUUUUCCUUGAUGGUUUUCAUAUCUGUCUUCUUUGGCUGGAAUAGAAGCCAGAAGUUACCGCGAGAUCAAUUCUGUUGAGUCUGUAGACAGUUCACUGAAGAAAGCAUGCGCUGAACGCUGCAUGACACAUGUCACGGGCGCUCCCCAUUUUACGGCCCGAGUGCAAUCGGGUCCUCGAUCGUUGGCUCCGAGGGGCUCUCCGACCCUCUUCGGACCUCCUCAUACAAAGCACAUGAUCGACUAGGGGUCACUAGCCGUAACAUGAGCUCCUGUUAUGCAUCAUGGGCCCCUGAUCGACGCAAUGGCUCCAACCCCCGUGCCCCCCGGCCUUGGCCCUGACGGAGCGAACGGGCCUCAUCGAGCAUUGCUGUUAGUCGGAUCGGAUUCCCUUGUAAGCACAGGGUCCUCUGUUAGGUGCUGUGGGCCCCAGACAGAUACACGGGCCCUGACUGGCGUAAAUUUCUGGCUCCAGCCUUGUAGCUGAUUGGAAAUGGGCCCUCGGGCCUAUACCAAUACGAGCGGACUGUGCGGUUCCGGUGGUGUCUGACCGAAAUAUAGACCCAUAGCGACUCGGUAUCCAUGAUUGGCACACAGGACCCGCGUGGUGGUCAUUUGAGGAUCCGUUUCCGUAGGCCGGAGCCCCUGAAUAAGAUCCCGACCAGGCUUUCGUGCCCUUACGGUCCAAUCGAGCCCCUGAUCGCCGGACCUGGUGGGCCCUCCAGGCUCUUUGGGCCUUCUCGAACACUGCCUGUGGCCGACUUGGUGCCCCUUGCCAGUACAAGGCGCAUUAGGCGCUGUGGGCCCGACGAAUGUAAAUCAGUGGCUCCGGCUUUGCCGCUGCUCGGGAAAUAAGCUCUCAGGUCCACGCCGCCACGGAGUCGGAUGUGCGUUACUGGCGGUGUCUGAGGACAUAUCGGCCCUCAUCGAUUUAGGGGCCCCUGAUCAGACGCAGGGCUCUCUGGGUGGUAUUUGAGUGCCCAGCCCUGCGGGCCGGGGCUCCUGAAUACGACAUCUGGCCGGCGUUUCGGGCUCUUAAUCGUAUGUCUUGAGGGAUCCUCCAGACCCCUUGGAAUCUAAGGGCGGCACGUUCCCCCUGUGUGCCCCAUUCCCCUCUGCCUGCGCUACUGAGUCCAUGAAACCACAGUGACCUAUUGCUCCAGUUCCAACACCUAGGUGCGUAUUACCAUGUAGACAGUUGGGAGUCGGGAAGUGGAUUCAGGGGACUAUUCUUUAGUAUUUACCAGAUUGGCAAGCCUGAUCAGGGACUUAUCACUAAAGGGGCAGGCCAUUCAUUCAAUCACUCUGUCUGUCUGUUCAUCAGCUCUAACAGCAGGCCAUGUUAGAUGCGUGAGCUUCUUUCACAUUGGUAUGCUGUGAUGUCCUGCUACUAGGCUGCUUGGCUUUAGGCACUGACUGGUCUGCAGACACUUCCUGUUUGUUUGGUACACUGUAAUGUAUUCAGAGCAAUUUCGUUCUCAAACAUCAAGCUUAUUUGCAAAUAUUACUUAGCUUUUGCUUAUAUGUGGCUUGCAUGGUUGUGGAAGAUUUGGGAUUUGAUGACAUUCCUCAUGGUGUUUCGGGUUCUGAUAUUAGCAUGCAACUGGCCAUGCAACAAAUACAGUGUGUGCCAUGUUUUAAACAGUGCUUACACAUCAUCAGCCUGCCCCACGUUUUCAGGUAUGGCUACAGUACAUGGGAGUGGAGAGAGGGGAUUCGAAGCUACCUUCUACCACUGUUGAUUGGAGGACUGUACAAGAUUUUACAAAUAUUGAACAUGGACAGUAGAGAAAUGUUGGUUUACAGUCCGCGCCUGCUGGUGGCGCUGCUCACCUGGGCCGGCGACGUGGCGCUGGUGGAGGCGGCCCACCGGCUGUGGGGCUCACACACGGCUGGCCACACGGCCUGGAGUCUGGCCACUUCCUGGUGCCUCUUCUACUGCGGCUCCCGGACCCUGGCGAACACCGUGGAGAUGGCGCUGCUGGCCAUGGCGCUCCGCCGGUACCCGUGGAGACCGUGGCUGGGUGACCCAGUGCGCGGUUACCUCUGGCUAGGGGCACUGGCGGCCGUGCUGCGACCGACCGCAGCACUCACCUGGCUGCCGCUGUGGCUGGCCGACUUCAGCUACACGAGCAACAAGUGCGCGCUGCUCUUGACCUCGUCCGCCGCCGGACUGGCGGCGGCGGCAGCGUGCCUGCUGGUUGACUCCCUGGGCCACGGCGCGCCGCUCUUCAGCCCGAUCACCUUCGUUCGCUGGAACGUGCUGGGCGGCGUGGCCUCCCACUACGGCACGUCACCGUGGCACGCGCACCUGACGGCCAGCCUGCCGACCCUGCUGGGUUUGCACGCGGUGCCGGCGCUGCUGGCGGCGCGCCGGCCCGGCCGGACCGAGGGGGUCUGCCUGGCGGCACUGCUCUGGCUGGUGGCCGUGUACAGCGCCCUACCACACAAGGAGUUUCGGUUUCUGCUGCCAGCCUGGCCAUUCUGCGCGUUACUUGCUGGCAAAGGCUUCUCCUGGCUCAGUCGAACCAACGAGAGGUACUGUUCAGGUCUGAAGCUGUUGAUUUUGCUCACAAACGUCGCUGCCGCCCUCUACCUGGGGCUCGUUCAUCAACGUGGCCCGCUAGAUGUCACUAGUCAACUGGUGGCAAGGUUGCACGACGGCCCGUUGGAUAAGGCGUCCAUUCUUUACCUGAUGCCGUGUCACAGCACACCUUUGUACAGUCACCUGCACCUGAACGUGACGACCCGCUUCCUGACGUGUGAGCCGAACCUUGCGGCCGCCGCCAACUACGUGGACGAGGCUGACCAGUUCUACAGCGGGCCGCUGCGCUGGCUGCGGCACGAGUACCCGUCCCUGCUGGCGCAGCCGGCCGCCGAGCCAGCCGGCCGCCGGCUACCCAGCCACAUAAUCCUCUUCGACGGGCUGUGGCGGACGCUGGCGGCGGAGGUGCGCGGCUUUACCGUCUGUGCGAGCGUCUUCCACGCGCACGCCUCCGACGAGAGGCGCGGCGGACGGAUCCUGGUGCUCUGCAGGGACGGCUGGGCCGGGGAUUAGGC
This is a messenger RNA of Pollicipes pollicipes, 3820 nucleotides long. Its product is annotated as GPI mannosyltransferase 3. The record is from RefSeq and is a predicted model, not a curated record. Gene Ontology annotation, cellular component: endoplasmic reticulum membrane. The coding region runs from base 2295 to 3818 and encodes 507 amino acids. The transcript is spliced from 7 exons. Gene Ontology annotation, biological process: GPI anchor biosynthetic process. Gene Ontology annotation, molecular function: alpha-1,2-mannosyltransferase activity. Lineage: Eukaryota; Metazoa; Arthropoda; Thecostraca; Pollicipedomorpha; Pollicipedidae.